This is a messenger RNA of Porites evermanni, 2574 nucleotides long. The record is from the annotation of a GenBank genome assembly. Lineage: Eukaryota; Metazoa; Cnidaria; Anthozoa; Scleractinia; Poritidae.
GUAAUUUCAGGCCAGACUUGCUGGACAAAUUGCACCAAACCAUGUGGCGGAGGAACCCAAGUCACGUGUGCAAGUUACAUUGUGGUAACGAGAGCCUGCAAUACAAUGCGGUGUCCAGGUGAGCGGCUUGUUUAUUGGUUAAUAUUUUUGUUUGUUAUGAGCUAUUUUAUGUGGAGCAAGUCAAAUAAAUAGAAAAUUACAGAAAAGCGGUUUUGUGGUAUUGACCAUUGUUUCAAUUUAGGCAACUUAGGCCCGGAUCAAAUCAAACUUUGCAUGAGCGGCCGAACCUUAUGUUGGGGCCGUCUGGAAGAGUAUUCCCGAGAUCCGGGAUUUGACCAAAAUACAUUGCGGGAUUCGGGAAAAAUUAAAUGGGAUACGGGAUUUAAGCAAAAUACAUUGCGGGAUUCGGGAAACAUUAAAUGGGAUACGGGAUUUAAGCAAAAUACAUUGCGGGAUUCGGGAAACGUUAAAUGGAAUCUGGAUUUGACCAAAAUAACAGUGCGGGAUUCGGGAAACGUUAAACGGGAUACGGAAUUUGACCAAAAUACAGUGCAGGAUGCUGAAUUGAGAAAGAAAACGAUAUUUGGGAUGGCGAUGACAGUCGCACUUCGGGAUGCGGAAUUCUCGUGAAAAAGGAGCAAGAAUGUGGGAUGAAGACGUCCCUGCUUACCAGACCCUAUUAGUAGUUUGACCUGGACCUUCUAUUGGCUAAUUUCAUUAUAACAUGAAGGUGAUCCAGAAUGGACAAAGUGCACCUUAACAUGCGGAGGAGGUAUGCAGACAAACGUCGACAACAGUAGUAUUGUACGAACGUGCAAUACCAUGUCAUGUCCAGGUAAAUAUGCAUAUACUGUUAGUGAACUUUAUAAAAGUGAUGCUGGCAAUGAUCUUAGCAACCAAUACAGUUAAGCAACCAAUACGUUUGGUGCGCGCAGAAACAUGAGCAAGGCUCACACGUUAAAGAAAGCAUAACUAUGGUAAAAUUCUCGGCUUAGCCAAAUAGGAGUUGUAAAGAAACCACGCGAGGGUAUGAACAAAAAGGUUAUUGUAGUAAAGUAAACGAAAGCUUCAACAAUCCAGUUUCUACCUUAUGAUUACUUAUGACGGUCCUUGUGGCCACCUCAUAGACUGGACAAGAUCAAGCAUACUAGCCUCUGUCCUCUCUGUCCUCUAAACCUGGGAGCCGUUUCGACUCUACACAUUCUAUAUAUUCCUUUACACUUGUAAUUCGUACCUGAAUACAGCUAAGAAGUAUAGUUGCACUUUUAUUUUAAACUGGUUGCAGGAGAUGCAGGUUGCCUUUCGGCUUACCUGAGCUUCGAGCACGUCUACAACAAUAUUGUUUAUGACGAAUCUCACAACGGCAAUGCUGGGACUAUGAACGGUUGCGCGCGCAUCGUAAAUAACGGCAGAUUCGGAAAGGGACUUCAACUAAGCAAAGACGGUAAUGUGACAUUUGAUGUGGAACGUUUUCACAAUCGUCCAACGGACGCCAUUACGGUAUCUCUGUGGCUUAAUUUAUCGCAGAUCAAUGGAUCGCAUGAAUUGUUCUUUGCUUGUGGCAUGCCUGAACUUUACAAUAUGGGUGACUACCACUUUGCCAUUGACAACGGAAGAGUUCGAUGGUUUGAAGAACUGCCAGGAGACAACAUGCGAUUCAAUAUUUCCUCAAGUAAGCAAACUUUAGGCACUGUUUUUUUUAACAAGCAAAAACUUAGAUUGUUUUGGUUAAGCAGUAACAAGAGAAAAUUAAACGCUAGUAAAGGAGCCUAUUCAUGCUGAACAUAACCACAAAGGAGGAAAACCAGACGUUUCGAGGGUGCUUCUUCUUCUUUAUUGGUUUAGAGGAUGCAUGAAGUUGCCUUUAAACCGCUGAAGAAGAGGGAGAACCCUCGAAACGUCUGCUUUUCCUCCCAUUUUUUAACGCGCAACGUGGAAAACUUUGUCAUUCUCACGAUGAAUUGCAUUGAGCUAAUUCUUAUAUUUUUUGUAACAAAUAAUCAUAAGCUUUCAAGGGAUUAUACGUAACCUCGCCGAAGUGAUUCUCAACCAGUGUAAGUUUUUGGGGGGGUUUUGGCACUCACGAUGUAGGUUGUUAUAAUGCCCUAUAUUGUUGACUACUGAGGCUCUUAUCAAAACGGUCAUAUUUGCUAGUCUGUUGGUAACGAAAAACGAAAAACGAAAAAUUAAACAUUUUCUAUUUCAGAUGGAGCAAUUCUAAGCAAUAACUGGUACCACAUUGCUGGAAGCUAUCGUAAGUCAAACGGCAGGGCUCGACUAUAUAUUAACGGACGUCUAGCAAAUGAACUAAUACUUGCUACGCCCCUAAAAAGGACAGUGGUUCCUGUUCCCAAUAACUCCAUGCAAGCGCAGUGGAAGUGUGCCAGUCUUGGGGCUUCAAGGGAAGAAAGACCCUUGCAAGGCAUUAUAGAUGAAUUUCGUAUAUUCAAAUGUGAGCUUCUACCUGAGGAAAUCAUGGAUUUGUACAGCAAGAACUCUGUAAAGAGAUUCAAAAUCCCUCUGCGGCCUAGACAUAAACUACCAUGGAAUUUUUUGACGCAAGAAAAAAACUGA